AUGAUUGACCAAGGCGAAUUCUACAAGCAACUCACCCGGACCCUCACCCCCCUCGCAUUCCGAGAGAGUGCUGAGAAGGGGAACGGCAGUCCAGAUGGUGACAUAUCGACUUGGUAUAAUACCCCCGGCGCCACUGUUGCGGCAGCGCGCUCAACCGCAACCUAUGGCUCCGAUUCGGCUGCCCAGGCAUCCCCGGACAUCCGCCAUGCCGGAUGGGGGGCCUGCUCCGUUUCCAAGGCCUUCCAGAGCCUGGCCAUCCUACAUUUUUACAGCGAAGGGAUUAUCAAGUCGUUGGAUGAACCUGUCAAGACAAACCUCGGCAAAGCGGCGUAUGACAUAAUCCUGCAAAAUUCCGUGCGCAGAGGCGUGCCUGAGGAUGUUUCUGCCCAGUUGCUAGACAGGGUGACCAUCACCCAGCUUCUAUCCCACACUGCUGGAACAACGGCGUCCGGCUUCAUGGGCUACUCGCCCCAGGGCGACCACAUCAAGACGUCGGCCGAGGUUCUCCAGGGAGGGCUAGGCAGCGCCAACAGCCCGCCGGUGUAUGUGCACGGCAUUUGCGGUGUGCAGCGCGAGUAUUCUGGCGGGGGCUCGACAGUUCUGCAGGCCAUGCUGGAGAAUAUCGCUCGUGACCAGGGCUUUGCCUCGUACGCGUUGCUGAUGAAAGAAAAGGUCCUCGAUCCGCUUGGAAUGACAAGGUCCUUCUACUGCGACGCGGUGGCCCUUCAGCAGUCCGAAGAGAACUACGCGACGGCCUACCAGAAUGGCACCUACCCUCUUGAGGACGGGCAGAGCUUCCACGUAUACCCGGAGCAGGGCGCAGCUGGCCUGUGGACGACAUCGCUCGACCUUAAAGGACCGGACGUGGCCCAGCAAAUCUUCAAGAAGCGGCCGGAGCUGGCCCACGAAGGCGACGCUUACUACUGUGGGUUCCAGGUUGAGUUCUUGGACGGCGAGGAUGGGUUUCCCGGGGACGAGAGGCUCGUGCGCAUCUCGCACUCGGGCGGCAACGAGGGAUACCGGGUGGAGGCCGGGGACGAGAUUGUCAUCCAUGCGAUGGCGUGCAUGACCAACUCAAACUAUGGCGGUGACCUCUGCGGGCCCAUGAUCUGCGCCAUCUCGGAAAUGCUCGACAGUCCCCUGGGGGGAGGGCCUCCGGGUGGUCCAUUCAGCAGCAACGCGCCCUUUGCGGCCCUGGGCCCGACCCCGUCGGCGCCGUCUGCGGGAUGGGGCGGCGUACGAGGGCGAGUGGAAGAUCAAGGACCGGGCUCAGACGCUCGAGAUCACAACGGGGCCUGGGCCGUCAGCCGGAGUCGAGUUCAGCCAGCUGAAGGGGGUGGUGCCGCUGGUGGGCUGCGCAGCGAGGAAGAGCGCCGAGAUGUUGAGGCUGCGGGUGAGCUCGCUCAAUGCGACGCUGGAUUUUGCAAACAAGGGGGGCGAGGCGUCGCUGAGCCUCUGCACGGGCGGCGCGAGGCUCGAGUGCAGCCGGUGACGGGUGGUUCCGCGUGUCGUGCUUCGGCGUUUGACGGGGACUGGCCGUUGACGCCGAAGGACGAGGUCAGAGAACACCAAGGUUGA
Molecule: messenger RNA, 1578 nt
Organism: Diaporthe citri
Lineage: Eukaryota; Fungi; Ascomycota; Sordariomycetes; Diaporthales; Diaporthaceae
Exons: 6
Coding region: 1-1578 (525 amino acids)
Source: RefSeq, a predicted model, not a curated record